AUGUCGAAUGAAUUGCCGAGGAAAAAGAGUUUUGUGACACGGAUUACCGGACAAAAAUGGACGAGAUUUCAUGUUCGAGUGUUUAUUCAUACAUUUAUCAUCUACGUCCUGUUCCAUGCCGCUCGUAAAACUCUUUCCACUGUCAAACCAUCUCUUAUCAAUGUUUGGACCAGCAACAUUUCCACCCCAGAUGGCCCACUUUUCGAAUCGAAACAAGCCGCUACAGAGUUCCUCGGAGCACUGGAUACCGGGUUUAUGAUCACUUAUGCCAUUGGACUUUACAUCUGUGGAUACCUCGGAGACCACUACAAUCCCCGUCGAAUCCUGGCUCUUGGAAUGGCUCUUUCAGCCACUUCCGUCUUCACAUUUGGAUUUGUGACAGAGACAUUACACUUCUAUUCUGCACCUCUUUAUGCAAUUCUCUGGAUUUCCAAUGGAUUCUUCCAAUCUGUUGGAUGGCCUUUAGUCGUCUGUAUAAUGGGAAGUUGGUUUGGAAAAACAGCAAGAGGAACAGUGAUUGGAGCAUGGUCAACAAAUGCAAGUUUUGGAAAUAUUCUAGCUUCAUUAGUUGCAAGUUCUACUGUGGAUAUCGGAUAUCAAUGGCCUUUUCUAAUAAUUUGUUCUGCUCUAUUUGCCUACAGUAUUCUCAUUUUCUUCCACUUACCAUCUGCCCCAUGGGAAGUUGAGAAAGAGAUGAGAGAAGAUGAAGAGAAAGAAGGAAGUGGAAUUGAGAAGAAGAUAGAAUCAAGAGAAGAAUCCGAGAGACCUCCUCCAUUGGGUUUCUUCAGAGCAUGGUUGCUACCAGGUGUUAUUGCUUUCGCUAUCUCAUAUCUUUGUCUGAAACUUGUCAACGACGGUUUCUUCUUCUGGCUUCCAUUUUAUCUACACAACGGUCUUAACUGGCCAGAGUCCACAGCAGAUGGGUUAGCAGUUUGGUAUGAUGUUGGAGGUAUUGUCUCUUCGAUUAUUGCAGGAGCGCUUUCGGAUCGGAUGAAGUCAAGAACUAUCAUCGUUUUUGUCAUGCUUCUUUUCUCUACAGUAACCCUGCUGGCUUAUGCUCACUCUCCUGUAUCCUAUUUCUGGAAUGCUUUCAUCCUCCUCAUUGUUGGAUUCUUUAUCGGUGGUCCAUUGAACAUGAUCGCCGGUUGUAUCACUUCGGACCUUGGCAAAUCUGAAGUACUUCGUGGAAAUGCGGAGGCAUUGUCUACAGUAACCGGUAUAAUUGAUGGAACUGGAAGUGUUGGAUCAGCAAUUGGGCAGUGGUUGAUUCCAUUAGUAAGGAAUUGGUUUGGAUGGGAUGCCAUUUUCUACGGGUUUAUUAUUAUGGUUGUAUUAUCUGCUCUCUGCAUUUCACCAGUUCUUUGGAGAGAGCGGAAAGAAAACAAACAACAAAAGGUCUCUCAAAAAAGUGAUGAUGAACAACACAAAAUGGAAUUGAAUAAUUGUUAA
Messenger RNA from Caenorhabditis remanei, 1449 nucleotides. RefSeq lists its product as uncharacterized. Gene Ontology annotation, molecular function: transmembrane transporter activity. Gene Ontology annotation, biological process: transmembrane transport. Lineage: Eukaryota; Metazoa; Nematoda; Chromadorea; Rhabditida; Rhabditidae. The transcript has 9 exons. The record is from RefSeq and is a predicted model, not a curated record. Gene Ontology annotation, cellular component: endoplasmic reticulum membrane. The coding region runs from base 1 to 1449 and encodes 482 amino acids.